CGCCACCGCACGGUGCCGGUUCCGCCGCCCUGAGCCCGCCUCGCUCGCUCCCGCCGCCGGGGCUGGAGUCCUGGCUCUGCCUGGGCCGGGCGCCCAGCACCGCGCCGGCCGGGGCGGGAGAGCCGCGGUGCGGGGCCGCGGCUGGGAGGAGGAGCCGCCAUGGGGAACCAGCUGGCCGGUAUCGCCCCCUCGCAGAUCCUCUCGGUGGACAGCUACUUCUCGGACAUCCACGACUUCGAGUACGACAAGAGCCUUGGGAGCACCCGCUUCUUCAAGGUGGCCCGGGCCAAGCACCGGGAGGGUCUGGUGGUCGUGAAGGUGUUCGCCAUUCAGGACCCGACCUUACCCCUGACCAGCUAUAAGCAGGAGCUGGAGGAGCUGAAGAUCAGGUUACACUCGGCACAGAACUGCCUGCCCUUCCAGAAGGCCACCCUGACCGAGAAGGCUGCCAUGCUCUUCAGACAGUAUGUGCGGGACAACCUCUAUGACCGAAUCAGCACCAGGCCCUUCCUGAACAACAUCGAGAAAAGGUGGAUUGCUUUCCAGAUCCUGACUGCCGUCGACCAAGCACACAAGUCAGGUGUCCGCCACGGGGACAUUAAAACGGAGAACAUCAUGGUGACCAGCUGGAACUGGGUUCUUCUGACUGACUUUGCCAGUUUUAAACCAACUUACCUUCCCGAAGACAAUCCUGCUGACUUCAAUUACUUCUUCGACACGUCGCGGAGGAGGACAUGCUACAUCGCUCCCGAGCGCUUCGUGGAUGGCAGCAUGUUUGCCACCGAGCUGGAGAACAUGAGAGACCCCUCAACCCCUCUGGUAGACUUGGCAAACAGCAACCAGAGAACCAGGGGAGAGUUGAAACGUGCAAUGGACAUCUUCUCUGCAGGCUGUGUAAUAGCAGAGCUCUUCACAGAAGGUGUACCCCUGUUUGAUUUGUCCCAGCUUUUGGCUUACAGAAAUUGCCUCUUUUCCCCUGAUCAAGUCCUGAACAAAAUUGAAGACCGCUGUAUCAGAGAGCUGGUCACGCAGAUGGUCCAUCGCGAGCCAGACAAACGUUUAGCAGCUGAAGAUUAUUUGAAGCAGCAACGUAACAAUGCAUUCCCUGAGAUCUUCUACACCUUCCUUCAGCCUUACAUGGCCCAGUUCGCCAAGGAGACCUUUGUGUCGGCAGACGAGCGCAUCUUGGUCAUACGCAAGGACCUGGACAACAUCAUUCACAACCUCUGCGGCCACCACCGCACGGAGAAGGCCGAGGGAGAGGCAAAGGAGAACGGGCUGGUGAUCCUGGUGUCUGUCAUAACAUCUUGCCUGCAGACUCUCAAAUAUUGCGAUUCCAAGCUGGCUGCUUUGGAACUGAUUCUUCACUUGGCACCGAGAUUGAGUGUGGAGAUCCUUCUGGAUCGCAUCACCCCUUACCUGUUACAUUUCAGCAACGACUCGGUGCCCAGGGUGAGGGCAGAGUCCGUGAGGACACUCACCAAAGUGCUCGCUCUCGUCAAGGAGGUACCACGCAAUGACAUCAACAUUUACCCUGAGUACAUCCUGCCAGGCAUUGCACACUUGGCCCAGGACGAAGCCACCAUCGUCAGACUGGCCUAUGCUGAAAACAUAGCACUGUUGGCAGAAACAGCUCUGAGAUUUCUGGAGCUAGUACAGCUGAAAAACCUGAACAUGGAAAAUGAACCAAGUAGUGAAGAAACAGAUGAAACAUCUCACCCUAGUGACAACUAUGACACAGAGCUGCAAGCCUUGCAUGAAAUGGUCCAGCAGAAAGUUGUGACUCUGCUAAGUGACCCCGAGAACAUCGUGAAGCAGACACUGAUGGAAAAUGGCAUCACGCGUCUCUGUGUCUUCUUUGGGCGCCAGAAGGCCAAUGAUGUCCUUCUGUCCCAUAUGAUCACCUUCCUGAAUGAUAAGAAUGACUGGCACCUUCGAGGAGCUUUCUUUGACAGCAUUGUUGGUGUUGCUGCUUACGUUGGCUGGCAAAGCUCAUCGAUACUGAAACCUCUGCUUCAGCAAGGCCUCAGUGACGCUGAGGAGUUUGUCAUCUACAAAGCUCUCAAUGCUCUUACUUGUAUGUGUCAGCUGGGGCUCUUGCAGAAGCCACACAUUUAUGAGUUUGCUUGUGACAUUGCACCUUUCCUGUGCCAUCCCAAUCUUUGGAUACGUUAUGGUGCAGUGGGAUUCAUCACAGUGGUGGCCCAGUAUUUGAACAUUGCCGAUGUCUACUGCAAGCUGAUGCCAUACCUCCACCCUUUCAUCACACAGCCAAUAAUACAGAUAGAUAAAGAAAUAGUGCUGCUAAGUGUACUGAAGGAGCCUGUCAGCCGCUCCAUAUUCGAUUAUGUCUUGAGAUCAAAGGACAUCACCAGCCUGCUCCGACACCUUCAGAUGCGGCAGAAGAAGAGGACUGGCGUUCUCCCUGACUGCCCACCCCCAGAGGACCCUGCCAUUGCACAGCUCUUGAAGAAGCUGCUUUCACAAGGGAUGACUGAGGAGGAAGAAGACAAACUGUUAGCACUGAAAGAUUUCAUGUUGAAAUCAAAUAAAGCCAAAGCCAAUAUAGUGGAUCAGAGCCACCUGCAUGACAGCAGCCAGAAAGGGGUGAUUGACUUGUCAGCUCUGGGAAUAACUGGCAGACAAGUGGACCUUGUGAAAACAAAGCAGGAGCCUGAUGACAAACGUGCUAGAAAACAUGUAAAGCAAGAUUCAAAUGUAAAUGAAGAAUGGAAGAGCAUGUUUGGGUCCCUGGAACCAACUAACAUCUCCCAGCCAAUACAAAAAGGACAUGGACAAACCACUGACCCUGAAGCCAUGCAGGCUGGGAAGCCACUUCGUUCAGAGUCCUCAGCUGGCAUUGGUGCCAGUCUGUCAUCCUCCCCACAGGCAUCAGAUGGGACAGUGUCUCAGCCCAGGAAGCCAGCCCUGCAGGUGCUGAGCAGCUCAGCCUCCCCCUCUUCACACCAGCUGCGUGUCACCACCUGCAAGUCCCAGCUGCAACAGCUGAUCCAGCAGAAGCGUGAGCAGUGCAAUGCUGAGAGGCUGGCCAAGCAGAUGAUGGAGAAUGCUGAAUGGGAGAGCAAGCCCCCACCCCCAGGAUGGCGUCCCAAAGGACUGUUGGUAGCUCACCUGCACGAGCACAAGUCUGCAGUGAACCGCAUCCGGGUCUCCGACGAACACUCCAUUUUUGCCACUUGCUCCAAUGAUGGCACAGUGAAAGUCUGGAACAGCCAAAAGAUGGAAGGAAAAACCACUACAACUAGGUCCAUCCUGACCUACUCUCGCAUCGGAGGCCACGUGAAGACGCUGACCUUCUGCCAAGGCUCCCAUUACCUGGCUGUCGCUUCGGAUAAUGGUGCCAUCCAGCUUCUUAGUAUUGAGGCUUCAAAGCUCCCUAAAUCUCCUAAAAUUCAUCCAAUACAAAGCAGGUCCUUAGAUCUGAAGGAUGAUGGCUGUGUGGUAGACAUGCAUCACUUCAACUCAGGAGCCCAGUCAGUGCUGGCUUAUGGCACCGUUAAUGGCUCUCUGGUGGGGUGGGAUUUGCGAUCGAGCAGCAACGCAUGGACACUGAAGCAUGACUUGAAGCUGGGCCUCAUCACUUCAUUUGCUGUGGACAUACACCAGUGCUGGCUGUGCAUCGGAACGAGCAAUGGGACCAUGGCAUGCUGGGACAUGAGGUUCCAGUUACCCAUCUCCAGCCACUCUCAUCCCUCCAAGGCCCGGAUCCGGCGCCUGCUCAUGCAUCCUGUCUAUCAAUCCUGGGUGAUUGCAGCUGUCCAAGGCAACAACGAGGUCUCCAUGUGGGAUAUGGAAACCGGCGAUCGGCGCUUCACGCUGUGGGCCAGCAGCGCACCUCCGCUCUCUGAACUGCAGCCUUCUCCUAACAGCAUCCACGGCAUAUACUGCAGUCCAGCAUCUGGCAACCCCAUACUGCUGACAGCAGGCUCAGACAUGAAGAUAAGGUUUUGGGAUCUAGCCUACCCUGAGAGAUCCUACAUUGUGGCUGGAAGUUCCAACUGCCCAUCCGUUUCCUACUACAGGAAGAUAAUUGAAGGCACGGAGGUGGUGCAGGAAAUUCAAAACAAGCAAAAAAUGGGUCCCACUGAUGAGACCCCUCGGAAGGGUCCGGAGUCUCUCCCUGUUGGCCACCACGAUAUUAUCACAGAUAUUGCCACUUUCCAGACCACGCAGGGCUUCAUCGUCACUGCAUCCAGGGAUGGGAUUGUCAAAGUGUGGAAAUGAAAGCUGUACUAAUAUAUGUCUGUAAAUAUUUGUAAUAAAGAAAUAGUGUUACAAUGAAGUUUUCAAGGACUGUUUCCAGGUCAUGGAACAGAAUGGACUUCAUAAAGGUGAGGAUAAAAUGGGUUAUCUGUAUCCAUCACUGCCAGCACUUCUUAACCACUUCUUCUCUUCAAGAUGUUUGGUAUCCACGUUUCCUUGACAUACCAGGCAGCCUCUGAAGAAACUGUUCAGCCUGUGUUUGCCAACGUUGUUCUUCAGGGCUGUCUGAAGACCUUCCAUAUUACACACUGGAAAUGUGCAAAAAAGCAAAGAGCUGGUGCAAGUCCUUCCACAUCUGACUGCUUCUACGCUGAGUGUGAGGAAUGAAGCAAGAGCCAGGGCACCCAUGUCCCUGUACCUUCUACUAGCUCUAAUAAAGUCCACUUGA
Messenger RNA from Dryobates pubescens (Downy woodpecker), 4672 nucleotides. It is a transcript of the gene PIK3R4, whose product is annotated as phosphoinositide-3-kinase regulatory subunit 4. Gene Ontology annotation, molecular function: protein binding; protein serine/threonine kinase activity; ATP binding. Gene Ontology annotation, cellular component: late endosome; phosphatidylinositol 3-kinase complex, class III, type II; phosphatidylinositol 3-kinase complex, class III, type I. The record is from RefSeq and is a predicted model, not a curated record. Gene Ontology annotation, biological process: autophagy of peroxisome; late endosome to vacuole transport; protein phosphorylation. NCBI's taxonomy places the organism in Eukaryota, Metazoa, Chordata, Aves, Piciformes, Picidae. The transcript has 20 exons. The coding region runs from base 160 to 4245 and encodes 1361 amino acids.